Zeugodacus cucurbitae (melon fly) is the source of this 4474-nucleotide messenger RNA. RefSeq lists its product as uncharacterized. Gene Ontology annotation, biological process: regulation of transcription by RNA polymerase II. NCBI's taxonomy places the organism in Eukaryota, Metazoa, Arthropoda, Insecta, Diptera, Tephritidae. The transcript has 6 exons. Gene Ontology annotation, molecular function: DNA-binding transcription factor activity; RNA polymerase II cis-regulatory region sequence-specific DNA binding. The record is from RefSeq and is a predicted model, not a curated record. The coding region runs from base 422 to 3571 and encodes 1049 amino acids.
GGCGUUUGUGGUCGAUACGGUUCCCGUUUUGGCCACGACCAUUUGGCCCUUAGCACGAUGUUUCGUUUGUCACAACCGAGUCGCUGGUUUACGCUAAAUCUCAGCUUCAACGGGCGCACAGCACUUUGGCCGUAGUCAUCGUCGCGAUGUCAUCGUGAUCGGGACAACUGUUUCUGUACGCGCUGCGGGGUUUUGCGCGCACGAAAUCAAAACGAAAAACUUUUCUAUAGGCUUUCUAGCGCUGGCCGAUUGGCGCUUUCUCGCGACUCACUAACAGUUUAUGUAGUGUUUUGGAUUUGUUAGUGCGACGUCAUCAAAGCGCUUGUGACGCCAAUAAGUCGACAUUCUUAGAGUACGCUUUGGCAUGUCGCGGUGAAAGUUAUUUUGCUUUUGUGGUUGUCAGUUAUUAAAAACGAAAUUAAUGGAGCUUUAUAAGGACUGCAAUGGCGCUUGCGCAAUCGCAACGCCACCACCGACAAUGAUGUCGACGCUACCGACGCAACAGCAACGCAUUAAAUGUGGUGAAGUCUAUAUUUGGGACUGUGUUGGGGAACUCUUCGCCAUCGAAUGUUUGCUCUGCGAGGAGCAUCCACUCUGCACGUUGUCGGAAUUCCCGGAACACAUGGACGUUUGGCAUUAUGACUGGACGGCUGAGGCACACGCCUCAUUACCUGAUACAACAACAACAGAGGACAGCUGUGAGUUGCUACCACAGCAAUGGAUGGAGAUUGAAGACUCAAUAGCAGCAGAAGCAGUAGCAGCAGCAACAGAGAGCCGCUUAACCGUAUUGAGCGAUAGCAACAACUCUGCAGACAACAACAACGACUCGGAAACCGUAACAGUGGCAUCGGAUGUGCCCGAAACUGGGUCAUGGCAUACAGCUACGGUUCUCGAAAGUGACUGCAGCGUCGUCGAUGUAAGCUCGCCUGCUGAAACCUUUGAAGCGCAACUUUACGACGCGGAGAUAGAGGUGUGUGGCGAGGUGAAUGAUCUGCGCAGCGAAAAAGUAUGUGUAGAAGAGCUGCAGAAGAGCGAAACUGAAGAACUGGCAGCGAACAGCGCGCACGUAAACACAAUGGAUACUAUUGUGAAGAAACGGGUUGAGAACCCACUACUGAAGCGCCUCAGAACUGAGAAAUUAAUAGAGGUUUAUGAAAAAUUCCCCGAACUCUGGCAUAAAGAAAAACGAGGUGACCAAAAGACUGAGGCUCAGGCGAAGGCAUAUCGCAGCAUCAGUCAGAAACUGAAAAAGUUCGGUAUAAACCUGAAAGCGGCGGCUGUACAGCGGCGACUUAAUGCGCUACGCAAGCGAUAUCGUCUCGAGAAACUUGAAGAACUCAAAACUCAAUUGAAGGGACAAACAUAUGAAAGCAGCUUCGAGUUCUACGCGCAUUUACAAUUCCUAAGGGAGCACAUCGAGCCGCAGUUGUGUAAGAUUUGCAGACGGAUUUGUAAAGAUCCCGGCGACUGUUGUGAGGGAGGAGAAGAAGGAAGAACAGAAGAAAAUGCGAUCACCAAUGAAACUGUAGAAGACGAAGAUGUGGCUGUUGAAGGAAAGGAAGAUAAUCACGUGUUCUGCGGCGCCAAGGAGAAACGACUAGAAGAAAGCAUGGAAGAAAGAAAUGAAGGAAACUGCGAGGUCGAAAACCUUGUUAACGAAAUAACUCUUCAACUCAGUAAAUCUGCGGCGCAACACUUUGAGGUUAUGGUCGAGGAGAUAUUAAAAAGUGAGGACGUUAUGCAGGAAGCGGCGAAGUUAGAAACAAAUACGACAGAGCUCAAAAAUAAUGAAGUUGAUUCAAUAGUAGAAUCUACGAACAAGCUGCAAGAAGAGCUCACAUAUGUAGAGCAGUCAACUAGGUAUCUAGAACCGAGAACCACGUUGCAGGAGAACCGCAAAGCAGACGAAAAUCCGAACGAGCCAAAUGCACCACGGCGCUCAUUGCGGAAAAGAAAUAAAAUACAAAUUCUAGAGGUGCUAGAGCUGCCAAGAGUGAAACUGUUCCAGGCACAAGAGCCCGAGGUUAGCACGUCUACGCCUCAUCACCAACAAGCCGUUACAGUAAACGAAGUUAGCAGCUUUGACGCUGAUGAGAAUAUGGCUUCAGAGGAGUACGAUUCAUCGAAUGGUGACUCGGGUAUACUACACGAUUACGAUGAACAAACCCAAGCUGCGCCGCAGUACACCGAGGAGACUGAGUCUUACGCGCGCCUCACGGCUGAGCAAGCGCAAAAAUUGAUAGAACUCUACAGUGAGUACCCGAUGCUUUGGGAUCCCGAUCAUGCAGACUUUAAAAGUCGCGUGCGACGGCGCAAUGUUUGGCGUCAAAUAACGGCACAGUUUAAUGCGCACUACCAGAUGUGCUACACUUGGGUGAAGUUGCACCGCAAAAUGCACGAUUAUAUCAAGUAUUAUAGGCGCGAACGGCAGCGCAUCGAACUGGAGGGCGGCUGUACGCGUUGGUGCUUUUAUGAUAACUUCGCUUUCCUCAAUGAAGUGCUCGCUGAGCAGUGUACCGAUGCGCCGAAGCUGCUACUGAAUAAGCAGCAAAAUCUGAAAAUCAUCGAGGUGUACGCGGCGCAUCCGCAAUUGUGGAAUACGAAUAAUGAGCUGUACAAGCGGCGCCGCAUGCGUUCGAACAUUUUCAAGGCGAUGAGCGAGCAGCUGCGCGACGUGCACAAUAUAAACAUAUCAGCGCUUAAGUUGAAACAGCGCAUUGUGGAAUUCCGCUGCACCUACCGUUUGGAAAAGGAGCGACGCUGUACCACCAAGCUGCAAGGCGGUACUUAUGAACCCUGCUACGAGUACUAUCAGCUGCUAAACUUUCUGGACGAGCAUAUAGCGCCGUUCAACUGCGACGAGUGCGGCGCCCAGUACAAGAAACACACCGAAAUCGAACGUCACAUGCGGCAAGCGCAUUGCAAUGGCAAAAAUAAAACGAAAAUCGUUGUUACACAGCACGCGCCGCGUAGCACUGCCUCCGAAAAGCCCACCAUCGCGCUGGAGAACAUUUGUCACAUAUGCGGCAUGAGCUUCACGCUGAGUCGCAAUCUGCUGUGUCACCUCAAACGUCACAGCAAUCAGCGCCAACACAUGUGCGCUUAUUGUCCGAAGAAGUUCUUUGACGGCCCCGCUUUGCGCGUACACGAACGCUCACAUACCCAAAGCCGGCCGUUCGUCUGCGAACAGUGCGGCGUCAGCUACGCAACGGGCAGCAAACUGAAUCAGCAUUUGAAGCGGCACAGCGGUAGACGCGACUUUCCAUGUGAGCUCUGCGACAAGGCAUUCUACACGGCUUUCGAUUGUGAGCGUCAUAUGCGCACGCACUUGAAUAUACGUGAGAAGGUUUGUCCCAUAUGUGGCAAGGACUUCGGCGUUGGUUCGAGCUAUUAUGCGCACAUGCUGCUGCAUUCGGCCGUCAAACGGUACAAGUGCAAAAUGUGCUGCAAGCAAUUUGCGCAGUUCGCUGGGUUAUAUAAGCAUCGUAAACGCUAUCACCCGAAAGAGUUUGCAAUGGAGCGCGCGAAAAAGAGUGGUCGCGUUACGAAGAAUGUGACGGUAAGCAAAUGAUUGAGUGGGAAAGCUAUAAUUUAAAGACCUUAGCUUAAGGUCACUCCUUUGUGAAUCCUGGAUCCCCCCUAGAUUAGUAAUUAGUCGAGCAGCUUCUACAGCAAGCAUCCGGUAAUAUUUUUAACCUUUCGACAUGGAUCCCGAUGGGACAAUGGCAAAAGACAAAGAACCUCUACGACUAAGUAGAGGUAACCUUUACUGAGAGCGAAGAAAUCGGUAGACUUGCUGCGAUUCAUCUUAGGCCAGAAAUAUCUGGCGACUGCGCAAGUGCUAGUGACAGCUUAGCCGAGGCCCAUGUGUUCAGUAGUAAACGACAAUAAGACAACGGUGCUCCUACAUGUUUCCAUGCUACUGAUGGUGAGACUGACGUUCCUGACCUUGCAAGCUCAUCAGCCUUUCAAUUUCCCGCGAUUCCGCUGUGGCCAGGAACCCAGACCAGUCUAAUCGAAAAGUAUAACGAUGCCACAGAUGGUCACCUCACUAAAGGUUGCUGCGCUUCGAAACAAUAUAUCUUAUUAAAAGCGGAAAUCGUAAAUUUAGUUCUCAUCGAUUUCAGGAGGCUCCAGGCCUGUCUACGUCGGUACGGUACGGAUCCGGAUUUCUAUACAAGCAAGAACUGUCAACUUUUGAAAGAACCACACCGGCGCGCCGCGGCGCCUAACUUAUCCUCAAUUAGACUUAAAAUUGCUUUCAUUUUUCAAACUCAGCUUUAGUCAAGCAUUUUUACCGUUAUUAACGGUACUUUUAGCAUAAUUUACGAACGAACAAAUGUUCUAGUUAAUAUUUAGACAAUCAAGUGUCUAAAAAUAGAGUUAAACAAAAUCUCUAAACUACUUCACACUACUUUAUAGUAAAAUAACGGUAAUAAAAAUCAAAACAAACUCACCAGUUCAUUAUAUAAUA